This is a messenger RNA of Diachasma alloeum, 1675 nucleotides long. RefSeq lists its product as uncharacterized. The record is from RefSeq and is a predicted model, not a curated record. Lineage: Eukaryota; Metazoa; Arthropoda; Insecta; Hymenoptera; Braconidae.
UCAGUGCAGACGACGAGUCAAAUUCAAAAGUGCGUGAAAAUGGAAAGUGCCAGCUUUAGGCGAAGGGGGCGGCGAAGAAACAGGAAUGAGCUCCCAGCCUUGGACCGCAUCUACGACGGACAACCUUACGCAUUUGAUGGGAAAGUUGGUCGUGAUGGACGCUCCCUCAUUUGUGCGUAUCGCAACCGCUGGAGGUGUUCGGGACGCGGGGUGUUAUAUGGACAAAUUUUCAGGGAGACCCAUGAACAUAAUCACCCCAGGAAUUUUACUCAGGAAGAGACGGAUAUUUUUCUACAUGAAUUAUGUGUUUGCUGCACCCGGCAGUUCAGAAAUCUGAAUGAUAUUUACGACAGAAUGGAGGAUCUUCAUCCAGAAGCAGCUGCAACCCUGGAUUACGAGGCAGUGAGGGAGCGUAUGAAACGAUGGAGAAAUUCAAUGGAUUUGCCAUCCAUUAACGAAUCAUACGCAACUUUGUAUGAGAAGUUGUCCAAUGAUUAUUCCUCACUGCUUUGGUGUCGAAACGGGCGGUUGGAGGUUGACUUAUACAAUGCGGGGGGACUCGCAGAGGUGUUGACUCUUGUUGAUGACGAUCUUCUCCGCAUUAUUGACCUAGAGACAAUCACAGCUAUCGUAAUUACAUCAACAACGAGUUGGCACACGAGCCUGCUCCCUAUCAAUGAUGUUAUCCUAGUUGCGUGUGUCAGUGGCAAACAUGCCUACCCAUGCAUUAUCAUGAUGCUGAAGUCUAGAAGUCAGCAAUCAUAUGAUUGCGUGGCUAACCAAGUAAGACAAAUUUUUAGGAGAGAGGACCUCCCAGUUUAUACUAAUUAUGACGAAAAACUUCAUCUGUCACUCGAUGAAUUCUACGAUAACGUCCAAGGCACUUUCUACGAAUACACCGUGAUACUGAGUGCAAUGAUGCACAAAUUUGAAAUCGACGAUCUGGAAAAUGUGAACACUAUUUUGAUGCGAAAAAUUACUGCCUUGGCUCUGCUUCCCCCUGCAAAAAUCAUAGAGACAUAUCGGAAGCUGUGUUGUCGCUUAACUCCUGCAUUAAAAGAAGCAAUGCAUGAUUUUUUACGGUAUUUUGAGAAGACGUGGCUAGUACGUGUUGGUGCUGAAAACUUCAGUGUCUAUAAUGAUCUAUCGAGGAUAAAUGACAUUCAACGAUCCUUAAGAAAAGAGCUGGACAAACUCGUCAAUCCGUCGAUUUUCGACAUUUUACAUUUUUUUAUUUCGAUGCAAGAAAAGGCACAGAAAGAUGCGUCGCGACAAGGGAAGUAUUGGGUUCCUCGAGUUCGAACAGUAGUGCACCCUGUGAAGGCACUGAAGUCCACUUGGAAAAAAUUUAAUGACGGUGAAAAUGACGAAAUUGGAGUUCUGGAAUGUGCCUCAUUCUUCUUGAAAGAGUGCAUGAAUGACGUAUUGACCUUCCCAGAGCUUCUCCCCCAUGAUUUUGAUGUCCCCAUUGGUGCUGGUGUGUACUCUCGAGUCCUACGAGAGGACGAGUUUGACAGGGUCACAUCCGCCGAAGAUACUCAAGACAUCCUGUGGGAAACAAAUCGUAAUGCUAGAAGGUCGACUCUUCGACGAAGAGCCACGCAACGUCGCCUUUUGGUCACUAAUGCCAGAAGAACCAAUUCACCUCAGCCUCCUCCGGAAAAUCCUCAGAAUG